AUGACUAUACUGAGUAAAGUUAUUGAUUACGACCAGAUGGAGAAUAUUACAACAGAAUUUAAUAGAUUAGCAGACAGGUGUUAUCUGGAUCAUGCAGGUGCUGCAUUGUAUCCACAAUCAUUGCUCCAACAUGUUCAUGAUGAUUUACUCAAUAAUGUUUAUAUGAAUCCACAUACUGAUAGAUACACCAAAGAAUGUAUUGAGCAAAUCAGAUUUUUGAUCUUAAACCACUUUCAUACAGAUCCAUCCAAAUAUUCCGUAGUAUUUACCUCAGGAGCAACACAAUCAUUAAAACUUACUGUGGAAGCAUUUGAUUUUGCAUCAAACACAAAUGAUGGAUUAGAUUGUGGAUCAUUUGUUUAUCUCAAUGAAAACCACACAUCAGUACUUGGUUUAAGAGAAAUAGCAGAGGAUAAGAAUGUAGAUGUUAUAAAUAUAUCUCAUGAGAAUUUUCUCAAAUCUAUUAAACACACAGAUACUACUACAAAACCCAUGGUUAAAGAUAAAACUGAUGGCAAUAUCCUUCUUACAUAUCCAGCUUUAAGCAACUUUAAUGGUUUUAAGUAUCCUAUAGAUUGUAUACAAAAUAUAAAAAAUGGGUGUUUGAACAGAUAUUUGAUGAAACAUUUAUGCAAAGUAAAUUGCAAUUGGUAUGUUUUACUAGAUGCAGCUUCUUUUGUGCCGUCAAAUAAUUUGGACUUGUCGCAGACCCAACCUGAUUUUGUUUGCAUGUCAUUUUACAAAAUUUUUGGCUACCCAACUGGAUUGGGUGCACUUUUGAUUAAAAACACGAGUGGAGAUGUAUUAUGUAAAAAACGAUAUUUUGGUGGUGGAACAGUCGAUAUUGUAUUGAGUAAUGAGAACUUUCAUGUAAAACGAAAAAUUCUCCAUGAAAGAUUAGAAGAUGGAUCUCUUCCAUUUUUAUCAAUAUUAGCAUUAAAACAUUGCUUUGACACAUUACAUAGGUUAAUUCCUAAGACAAUUAACAAUGAUAUGAUGGACACUAUAGCUUAUCAUACAUAUACUUUGGCAAAAGAUUUAUAUAAUCAGUUAAUGGAACUUCAUCAUCCAAAUGGCAAGAAAGCCGCUAUCCUCUAUAUGGAUUCCGAUUUUUCAGAUAUAAAAACACAGGGUGGAAUUGUCACAUUUAAUCUUCUGAGAGAUGAUGGAUCAUACAUUGGCUAUAUGGAGUUCCAAAACAUGGCAGACUUAUUCAACAUUAAUGUGAGAACAGGCUGUUUCUGCAAUGCUGGUUCAUGUCAAAGACAUCUAAAUGUAGCCAAUAGAGAAUUGAAGGAAAUGUACAAAGCAGGUCACACGUGUGGUGAUGAAACAGACUUAAUCAAUGGAAAACCGACUGGCGCUAUUAGAAUCUCAUUUGGCUAUUAUAAUACCUUCAAUGAUGUGGAUAAACUUAUUUUAAUGAUCUGUCGAUGUUUCGUACGUAUGAAGUUCAAGAGACCAAAGCGUUUUAUGACUUAUUACGAAGAAUUUACUGCCUCCAAAUCUAUUAAGAAAUCAUACAAAGAUGAAAUGCUUAACUUAUCAAGUGACAGAGUUUACUUAAACACCAAUUAUCUAUCGCCCGAACCGACUGAGGGGAACAUUGUUUUAGAUGAAAUAGCUAUAUAUCCAGUAAAAUCGUGUGGAGCUUUCAAAAUAAAAACAGCUUGGAAAAUAGGAUCAAAAGGUUUUGAGUUUGACAGGGAGUGGAUGAUAGUAAGAGAAAAUGGUGUAUGUUUAACUCAAAAGCAAAGUACAGAAAUGUGUAUCAUUCAACCAGAAAUUGAUCUGAAACACAAACUUUUGACUCUAAAUUUUAAAGGUAUGCCUUCAAUAUCCAUAUCACUAAAUCAAGUUACAGAAAAUGUAAGCAAUCAUGGUUCUUUGUGCAAUAGUAAAGUUUGCAUGGAUAUAGUAAAAGGCUAUGACUGCGGAGAUGAAGUUGCAGAUUGGAUCUCAAAUGCAUUAGGUAUUUCAUAUCUAAGAUUAGUAAAACAGUCGAACACUGACAACAGAAUUCAAAAGAAAAACAUUGAAGGUGAUCAGAAAUUAUUAUCAUUAAGUAAUCAAGCUCAAUUUCUAUUAAUAAAUAAAGCCACAGUGAGAUGGCUACAUAAAAAAAUUAAAGAUCCAUUGUUCACAGCCAAUAUUGAAAACUUAACUGACCGUUUUAGAGGAAACUUGAUUAUUGACAUGAAAGAUGAAUUAGUUGAAAAAGAGUGGCAAAGAGUAAUAAUAGGAAGUCAUGAAUUUAAGGUGGAAGGAACUUGUCAAAGGUGUCAAAUGGUAUGCAUUGAUCAACAAACAGGAGAGAAAACUGCUGAACCUCUCAGAACUAUCUCGGAGCAAUUUGCAGGAAAAAUGAGAUUUGGCAUAUAUUUAAGUUACAUAGACCCAGUAAAUGGAGCUAAAGAUAAAUUUUUAAAAGUAAAAUCACAAGUGAAACCUGUGAUAAAUGAUGAUAACAUAAGCAGAUGA
This is a messenger RNA of Parnassius mnemosyne (clouded apollo), 2481 nucleotides long. The record is from the annotation of a GenBank genome assembly. NCBI's taxonomy places the organism in Eukaryota, Metazoa, Arthropoda, Insecta, Lepidoptera, Papilionidae.